AUGGUAUCGGAGCACAUGUCUCUCCUGCAGGAUCACAUCGAUUCAUUGAAGGACCUAGGGGUAGAUAUCGAGGAUGAGGCACAGCUGGAGCGGAUACGCAGCUGCAGCAGCAUGGCGGGGCUGCCCCCCCUCUACUCGCAGGUGAUUCACCACAUGGGGCAUCCCUGCUACGACAUACGGGUGACCGCCAAUGACUUCUGCGACGAUGUCGACGUCGUCAUCCGCUGCAACGCCGAGCUGCAGAGGAUGCGGCUGCAGGCUCUACCCGAUUUGGCGCCUCCCGCCUCUGGAUCUUGA
Guillardia theta CCMP2712 is the source of this 297-nucleotide messenger RNA. RefSeq lists its product as hypothetical. The record is from RefSeq and is a predicted model, not a curated record. The transcript has a single exon. The coding region runs from base 1 to 297 and encodes 98 amino acids. NCBI's taxonomy places the organism in Eukaryota, Cryptophyceae, Pyrenomonadales, Geminigeraceae.